Magnusiomyces paraingens is the source of this 3438-nucleotide messenger RNA. RefSeq lists its product as uncharacterized. The transcript has a single exon. The coding region runs from base 1 to 3438 and encodes 1145 amino acids. Lineage: Eukaryota; Fungi; Ascomycota; Dipodascomycetes; Dipodascales; Dipodascaceae. The record is from RefSeq and is a predicted model, not a curated record.
AUGAAUACCUCUCAUAGAGCACCCAAAACACGCCGCUUUUAUCAAGAACAGGCGGCCGAAAAUAAUGACGAAGAUGUAAUUAUUGAGGUUCUUUAUGACAGCGGACAGGAAGAUAUAGGCUACCGCGUUAUUCGAAAAGACAGGCCCGAAUCGUCAGAAAAACAGAAGCCAGACUCUUCAAAAAUCAAUGAUUCCAAUUUGAAUGAAAAAAGACAUAAGAGACCAGUGAGAGCUGCAAGUGUUAAGGCAGCAACUCCUACAGUGACGAGCGCGCCUAAAGAAACGCGUGCCACCAAGACCAAGAAAAGACCAGGGUCGAGUUCUGUUGGAGAUCAAGAGGCUGUCCCGAAAUCUAAAUCACCCAGAAAAGUCAAGGAGCCUGAAACCUCUAAGGGGAAAGGGAAAGAACCUACUGGGACAAAGCACAAACCGCAAUCAAAAGAAACGACUGAGAGUCGGUCUAAAAAAGAUACCGAGAGUAAAGCUCAAAAUAAGCAUGAAACUGUAAAAAAAAAUUCUAAAUCUUCAGAUGAAUCUACAAGUGAAAAGAGAAGAGAAAAGCAUAUUGCCUUCGUGGAGAAACCACAGCUGCAGCCAGCUUCUAAGCAGAAUUCAGAGACACAUUCGGUAUCGCGAGAAAGUAAUCUUUCCAAAAGUCCUCAGCAAGGUCAAAAAAGACCUGCUAGUCCAGUAAGAACCAGUACAACCCGUCAAUCGAGUUCUUUUCAAACCAAUGCGCAUACUGCUAAUCUAGAAAAAUCUACUUCUCGUUCCAAAACUUCUGUUUCUAAUUUGCAAAGACCCCUUACAAGAGCUAGAAUGGCAUCUCGGUCUAAAAGCCCUAUUGAAACACAUCAGUCUAAAUCUACUAGUAUAGCGAGAAAAGAUUUGGAACCACCUACAGAAAAGCCAGCAGAAGAAGAACAAGAAGAUGAGGAAGAAGAUGAAGAAGAGAAAAAAAAAGAAGAAGAAGAAGAAGAUUCCGAUAGUGACGAUUUGGAGAUUAUAGGACAAGUAAAUCUGCGGCCCCCGGUAAAACAACGGAGACGAAAGCGGCAGGACAAAACACAAGCUCCUAAACGCCGGCGUGUGGGCGAAGCACCUACUGAUGAUGACGAUGAUGAGGGCAACGAAGAAAAUGUUAACAUGAGAGUACGGCCAACAUUUCGACGGCGGGUUGUUUCGGAAGAAGCCCCUGAUGGGCAGAGACGAAGCGGACGCAUGACACGGUCCAUGAGCCGGACAACAUCGCCAGAUCGAGUGCGUGGUGGUGAAGGUAUUCAGUCUGUGAUUUCAUGGCGGACACGCGGGAGUACGAGUUCGAUUUUGAUGAAGGAUGGGAAACCGAUACCAGUGUUUAUCCAGUUUAAGAUUCCGAACCGGACACAGCUUGCGAGUGAUGUCAAGUCCAUGUCUGGGGAAGAUUUAUUGUUAUUCCCGACUCAAGAUUCGCUUAAUUUUACUGAUCUGGAUCAUGUGGAUGAGCUGCGGUCGACGAUUCGGUUGAACCAAUUUCGGUUUUAUAACGUGGCGCUGAUUGACGAAUCGCGGCAAGUGGGGCAUUUGCUGGAUCCUGAGCCAUACCUAUUGUAUAACCCUGAUACCGAUAAGGUUCUUCCCAAGCCACGAGAUGUUUAUGAUGGUGGGAUUCUUGAUCAAGAAGAUAAUGAAGAUGAGCAAGAGCAAGAGCCAGAUGAUGAUGAUAUUGAAGUGCUGGAGAGUGCUCCAACGGCUAAGAAGAAGAAGACUAAAGAGUUGCCGCGUGAUGCACAGAUAACACUUGCGGCUGCACUUCAAUAUAAACCACCGUUACCGCAUCCAUCUGUUGAAAUCCACUCUCCGAGGCCGCGGCAGGGCGGGCCUGAUGUUCCAUUUAUGAUGGAGGACGAAGAUGAGAAUGAGAUGCUUGAUACAAAUGCCAAUACAUUUGGUGCUGCUUCAAAUCUGAGUAACAGAAAUACAAUAAAUCAAGGGGUUGCAGGGGUUGAGGAUGAUGAUGAUGAUGAUGGGUUUGACGAGGUGCCUGGGUCAGUACCACAAGUGCCACGGCUUAGUCAUGCAGAAGCUGGUCUUCUUCGAUCUGAGAUACCUCUUCCUUCGUUUCAGGAACCCCGAUCUACGGCUGGACAUACUGUUCCAGUGGGGAAUGUCGUUUUAGGCGGGCAUCCGUUUUCGCUUAAAGAAGAUUUGACGAUUGUGAAUGCUCUGACUGAUCCACGGAUCACGGAGGAACAUGGGGGGGCUGUUGAACUUGCGAUUCAAGUUCUUGCAGAGAAAGUGUUUAAUGGGCGACGGACAUUUUCAAGUGUAUCAUCUCGAUGGAAGAAGAAGUUACAGACUGUUGUUGCGAGUGUGCGGAAUCUGGCAGCUGCGCGUGGGAUAAAACCGUUUAAUCUGAAAACAUUGUUUGUGGAAAUGAACAAGGCGCGAGAACAGGAGCGCGAGAGGCUUUCUAGUGUAAGUGUGGAUGCGCGGCGUGCAAUGCAUCGAGUACGUGGGUUUACAAUGGAAGAGGAUCAGGAGUUAUUACGGUAUUUGCUUGAGUCUGGGGGGCAAAAUGCUGGGGGCAAGAGUUUGUAUGAAAAGUAUGCGGAGACUCAUCGAUGGCGGACUGCUGAAUCUUGGCGGACGCGGUGGAUAAAGGAGUUACGCGGGAGGGUAGAGGCAUACAAGAAGAAUCCUGAGGCAACAAUUGCUGCGCGGUAUAAGGAGUUGUUGGAUGCACACCCUGCAGCAGUACGAAUGCUGAGGACAGAGGGUGCAGUGACGCGGACUCCAGUGGCGGAUUCCUGGGAUGGAAGAGCAACAGGUGCAGUUAUUGUUGAGAUGGGAGUUGUUGGUAGUAGAGAUGAUGAUGAUGAUGAUGAUGAUGAUGAUGAUGAUAAUGAUAAUUAUGAUGGAGGGGUAUCAAAGUCUGGGAUGAAUGGGACUAAUGGUGGUAGGAGAAAGAGUAAUGGGCGUGAACAGUAUUAUGGCCGUGGAGUACGGAUAGUUUAUGAGAAUGGUGGAGCAAAAGUUGGUGGAACUGCUGUGGAGAGUGGUGGUGGUAGUAAUGACAGUGAAGAGGAAGAUGAUGGUGGGGAAGAGAAUAGUGAUAGUUCUGGGUACUCAUCUUCAGGGGCGGAUAUUGCGAGUGACCGGUCCAUGGAGCUAGGGGGUGAUGAGAAUGAUGAGGAUGAUGAGGAUGAUGAGGAUGAUGAGGAUAAUGAGGAUAAUGAGGAUAAUGAGAAGAAGAAGAAGAAGGACGGUAGAUCUACAGAUAGGGCAUUCCCAUUUUCAAGAGGUGCUCAUGUUGUUCCUGUUCAUUUGCUGAGUCGAAUGGCUCGGACUACAUCAGUGUCAGGGUCCCGAGAAGUUAUUGGGUCCGAAGGAUCUGGGGAAAGCCGCAGUAAUAAAAGUAGUAGUAAUAGCAACCAAAUUUCUGCUGCUGCAGGGUAA